AUGCGCUCUAUAGUAUCACCUAAAUUAAAAUCAUCUACAAAAGGAAACAACUCAUCAUUACGUCAGACAAAGGAUAAGAAAUCGAUUGGUUACUACCCAGCGCCUGCAGCUUUCUCAGCUCCUCCAGAUUUUGGACCUAACUGCGUCCCUCCGGCCGUUGCCAGGCAAAUUGAUGCACAUAUGGCCGAAUUAAAUCGUGCUAAAGAAGCCAAGAAAGCGAAAAAGAUGGUUGAAAAGAAAGAAAGUACAACUAAAACAAUUAAAAACGAUCCUCAGUUAGAUGUUGAAAAAUAUCAAUUAUGCGUACCACAAAAUCCAGCACGAUUCUCAGCAUUGAGUGUAAGUGAUUCAAAUCACCCACGUCCUUCUCUUUUACAAAAUCCUCAAAGAAUUGUAGCUGAAGGUCCAUUUGCUGUGAACGAAGCUGUUAAACCAUCAGUUGUUUCAAUUGAUUUCGAUGGUUUGCAGCCUUUAAGAUUAAAUCAAGGCACAUCAAACCCAGAUACAAAGAAAACUCUUCGCGAUCUUCAACUUCUCGUUCAAGCAUCACUCAGAUCGAGAAAUAUCAAAGACGAAUCAUCAGCUUACUUCAACAUUGGCCUUCUUUACGAAAGUGAAGGUUAUCUUAAACGCGCGAACGAAUAUUACAUGAAAUACUUACAAACAUUAGGUGCUGAUGCAGAUCCUCUUGUUUUUAACCGUAUUGCCGUUAACUAUCAGCUCAUGGAAAUGUAUGAUGAAGCUAUUGAAUGGAAUAUGCGCCAUCUUUCAUUUUCAAGGUCCAUGUUCGAAACAAUAGCCGCCAACUGUAAUAUAGCCCUCAUUUACAGAGCCAAAGGUGACAAUCAAAGAUCAGUUGAAUUUUAUCAAGCGGCAUUAGAUACAGCAACAGAGAUGAAUGAAGCGGAAGAUUCACCAUUUUACGAACAGAUUGAGAAAAUCCGUGGUGCAUUAAAGGAUGAACUCGUUUUGGCCGAAAGAGAAUCUUUAGUUAACGAUAUUGGAGCUACACAGCUUUCUCAGCUCGCUUUCGGUGAUCGUCUCAAGCGCUCUGAUAUAGGCCGAAGACAAAUAGACGCUGAGGAACAGUAUUACAGCCAAGAUGCAAGAAUUUCACAGGAACAAGGAGAUUUGAGUACCGCUUACAACGCGUUGAUAUCUAAUGGUAAGUUAAACUGCUUCUACGGUGAUUUCGAGCGCGCAGAGAAGUUCUAUCUCGAAGCUCUCGAAGUUGCUAAAAAGAUUGGCUCUUCUGAGUUGAUAAAUCAUGCAAAAGUGGCAAUAGGAAUCGUUAGGGGUAAUAAGGAUAUGAAAAUUUAUGGUUUAUUUGAUGAAGCUGGAGUUCCUGAUCCAAAAUUGUUUACAAAGGACGAUUUCCCUCAGAAUGCUAUAUAA
Trichomonas vaginalis G3 is the source of this 1395-nucleotide messenger RNA. RefSeq names its product Rapsyn-related family. Lineage: Eukaryota; Parabasalia; Trichomonadida; Trichomonadidae. The transcript has a single exon. The record is from RefSeq and is a predicted model, not a curated record. Gene Ontology annotation, molecular function: protein binding. The coding region runs from base 1 to 1395 and encodes 464 amino acids.